This is a messenger RNA of Penicillium soppii, 501 nucleotides long. RefSeq lists its product as uncharacterized. Lineage: Eukaryota; Fungi; Ascomycota; Eurotiomycetes; Eurotiales; Aspergillaceae. The record is from RefSeq and is a predicted model, not a curated record. Gene Ontology annotation, cellular component: mitochondrion; nucleus. The transcript is spliced from 2 exons. The coding region runs from base 1 to 501 and encodes 166 amino acids. Gene Ontology annotation, biological process: mitochondrion organization.
AUGCCUCGUCAACGCCGCGGUGCCGCCCCUACGCCUGCGCGUAGCGCUCCCACCCGUCCUACGGCCGCUCCUGCCCGGCCCGCAGCUGCUCCUUCGCAGCAACAGUCGCAGCCUCACUCCACCGCCGCCCACCCUCAACAACAGCAGCAGGCACCUCCCAUGCCUCAGCAGAGCGCUGGCCCUGGUCUGUUCGGCCAGAUGGCCUCGACCGCAGCUGGUGUUGCUGUCGGCUCCUCCAUUGGCCACGCCAUCGGUGGCUUCUUCGGUGGUGGCUCCAGCGCCCCCGCUGAAGCCCAGCAGGCUGCUCCUGUCCAGUCCCAGGCCAUGGACUCCGGCCUCUACCAGAGCAACGCUUCUGAGACUUCUUACGAGAACCCUGCCUGCCAGGUCGAUGUUCGCAACUUCCGCAACUGCAUGGAUGAGAACCAGGGCAACAUGAGCAUUUGCGGCUGGUACCUUGACCAGCUUAAGGCUUGCCAGGCUGCCGCUAAACCCUACUAA